AUGAGAGAAGUCCCCCUGGGAAGAGAAGAAGAGUCAGCGGCAAUAUACAAGCUCCUAAAAGAGUCGAUAGAGGAGAAAGAGUACGGAGUCUUGUACGUAAGCGGAAUGCCAGGAUGCGGGAAAACACUCACAUGCACAAACGUCAUAAACACGAUAAAAAGAGACUAUCCCAACGUAAAAACAAUCACCGUAAACUGCGGAUCCCUGAUCCUCCCCUCCGAAGUCUUUGCAAGCAUCUCCCAGGAGAUCAACCCAACGGUAAAACACUCUUCCCCAAGAAUCCUGGAGGAAGUCCUAAAGGGAGAAGAAUACACAGUAAUCCUCGCAGACGAAGUAGACAUGCUCAUAACAAAGAACCAGCACAUCCUAUACGCCCUCCUGGAGAUCCCUUCAAUGUGCAAAAACGUCUAUAUUAUCUCGAUAUCAAACACCUUCAACCUGCCCGAUAAAAGGCUCACAAGCAAAGUCAGAAGUCGCUUGGGAUGGAACCGCCUGAACUUCACCCUCUACAAAAAGAGCCAGGUCGUGGAAAUCCUGCAGGAGGCAAACAAAGAGUGCGAAUUCACGCCAGAAGCACUCGAGUACUGCGCCCAUAAGAUAUGCACCUUAAACGGAGACAUCAGAAAGGCCCUGCAGAUACAGAAGCACGCAGUAAAUCACGCAGUGAAGAACGGACUCAGCAAAAUAUGCAUGGAGGACAUGGAUAAAGCCAUAAAGUACGUAUAUCACUCGAUGCAAAGCAGCUUUAUCAGGUCACUCUCUGAAUACCAGAAAAGCAUCCUUAUGACAGUUGCAAAGAAGGGGCACUCUUUCCCGGAUAGUCUGUACGUGGACUUCCGAGCAGAGCUGCAGCUGAAGAAGAGACCAGUUCCGACCUUCAAGGAGUUCCAGUUUGUCCUCGAGAAAAUGACGGAGAUAGGCGUCCUAAAGGGCAGGAGUAAUAGCCUGGCAGUGGAGACGGAGUAUAUCCCAGAUGAGCUGGACGUAAUAUUCCAGGAGGAGGAAAAUGACGAUUUAGAGAUCAUCACUAUCACGUGA
Nematocida major is the source of this 1038-nucleotide messenger RNA. RefSeq lists its product as uncharacterized. NCBI's taxonomy places the organism in Eukaryota, Fungi, Microsporidia. Gene Ontology annotation, molecular function: DNA replication origin binding; ATP hydrolysis activity; ATP binding. The coding region runs from base 1 to 1038 and encodes 345 amino acids. Gene Ontology annotation, cellular component: nuclear origin of replication recognition complex. Gene Ontology annotation, biological process: DNA replication initiation; mitotic DNA replication checkpoint signaling. The transcript has a single exon. The record is from RefSeq and is a predicted model, not a curated record.